Messenger RNA from Cicer arietinum (chickpea), 878 nucleotides. RefSeq lists its product as uncharacterized. NCBI's taxonomy places the organism in Eukaryota, Viridiplantae, Streptophyta, Magnoliopsida, Fabales, Fabaceae. The record is from RefSeq and is a predicted model, not a curated record.
AAUCAAAAUAAUGUCCUCUUCAAGGGUAGUUUCGUCAAACCAACCAAAACCACCUCUCUAUAUAUCAUCAUCACCAAACAAACAUUCUCAUAAGAAAAUAAAACAAACCCACAAAUUUGACACUUAACUCUUCAAUCUUAUCCCGAACCUUAACACAGACAAAAACACAAACACUUUAAGGGCAUGUUUGCUAAGAAGGUUACUGCCGCUGUAAACCCCUUCGCAAAGAAGCGAUCUCAACACAGCGUCGUUUCAUCAACACCUUCAAAGAAGCUAUGGAGACUCCCACACGUGUUCGCUAAAACGCUCGAGCUUCCUUUUCCUUCAGACGCCGACGUUUCGAUCGAAGAAACGCCACAGUUUUUUCGAUUUGUCGCGUCUUGCUAUAAGACGAACGUCAACGGCGGUGGUGUGCGCGCUCACGCAAUCGAGAUUCUUCCAGGGAUUACUAAAAUUGUGAUCAAGAGAAUUGACGGCGGUGAUGUUACGGUGGUGGGUCAGAAGGAUAGACGGUCUACUUAUGGUGUUGAUUUAUGGCGUUUUCGACUUCCGCCGUGGACUCAGCCGGAGAGAGUAACCGCUGUUUGUACCGGCUGGAAGCUGGUUGUGACUGUGCCGAAGACAAAAGGGAACUAAUUAUAUUUCAAUUAUAUGGAAGGAUGUCAAUAAUAUUAAUGGUUGAUGUUAUUUGUAUAUGUAUAAUUAAUUUAUAUCAUCAAUCAUUUCUUUUGACUUCUCAUUUUAGAAUAUGCAAAUGACGAAUAUGCAAAUCUUAGCUUAACUCUUAAUGCCGUCGACAUUGGAAGUUUCGUGGUAAUUUGAGUUUCAAUCUAGAGGGAAUAUUAAUCUUCUAUUUAUAUGGAGUUUUUUUUUGCUUA